AUGGACUUCCUCAACAUGCUCGCCUUCCUGCUUCUCAGCAGCAUCGUCAGUCUGACAUUCGCCGGUGAUCAUACUACUAUGAGCAUCGUUGCGCCCCCAACCACCGACAUUUCCGGAUGUACCGAGUGGAGCAUUUCGGCUGGGACGCUCGUCCCUGAUUGCUUGACCGCCACAACUACGGUGAUGGUCACCUCAACUGAUAUCCUGACUACCGCGUCUCUGAGGCCAUUUGAUUUCAGCAACGAAACGAGCAUCUCUACGACAGCCAUGACAAGCAGUGCCGCUUCAAUGGUUGAUUCGAGCACGGCGUUGUCUGUGGCCGCAAGCACAAGCGCUCUCGAAGCGUUCACCGCCAGCAGUGCCAGUUCCAUGAUCGGCACAAGCACAAGCGCUCCUACAGCUUCAAUCGCCAGCAGUGUUAGCCCAGCGGUCGACAUAAGCACAGCGCUGACAACCUCUGCGAGCACAACCGUUGGGGCCCUCGAUGACACCCAAAGCGUUCUGGAUAGUAUCACGGCUACUGCAAGCACGACUGGUGCGGCUUUCGGGGAUGUCGAGAGUUCUUUCGGCGAUGUUGCAAGCACUGCCACUACUCCAAGUCCAACUGACGGAGUUUUUGGUGAUCCCACAACCGGUUCCGACGAUGUCGCAAGCACCGCCACUACUCCAAGUCCAACUGGCGAGGUUUCUAGUGACGUCGAGAGUUCUUUCGGCGAUGUUGCAAGCACAGCCACUACUCCAAGUCCAACUAACGGAGUUUUUGACGAUCCCCUGACCGAGUCCGACAGUCUUGCAAGCACUGCCACCGCUACCGACACAUCCAGGAAUGCUCUCGAUGUCCUCGAAAGUGCUUUGAGCACCUUUACAAAGGGCAACGCGACCAUUCCAAGCAUAACUGGGGAUCCUCUCGAUGUCCCUGAAAAUACCCUGGAUGGUUUCACGAGCCCUGCUACGACUACAAGCGAGACAGCGCUGUUUCCAACUCCUGCCCCAUCCUCAACCUCGUGGGUUACAAGCACAUUUUCGAUCCUAUACGUGGCCGAUUCAACGAGCGUUGCCACACCAUCUUGGGCAGCAAAUCUUGCUGUCAGAUCGCUGUCGCCAGUGCUUACCGCUCACGAAUCGGUUGCGUCGUCGAGCGACUCGCCAGAAUCGAUCACAAGGACAGUUUCCGCCACAAAAGCGUCAAAAUCAUUAACUCCUCAGGAGUUUUUGUCGCGUUUGGGCGCUGUUCAUUCAGCUAUUGUUUCAAACACGACUUCCCUUCCGACGUUCACACCUGUGAUCAUUUCGACCACGCUGUCUGGCCCACCUCGGAAUUACAACUCUACAUUGCCGCUUACUGCUUCUGGAACGUUGACUCUCCCAGUGAUAAGUUCUUCGGCAAAUGGAAGUUUUCGAUCGACUACGACCGAUAUGUCGAUGUCAAGCCUGUUCAAUUGCUCGACCAACACUACCGGGAUCACGACGAUGAAGACAACCAAUUUUUAUCGGCCUCCUCCCUUCUCAGAGGCAGCGCCAGCAAUCAUCCAAUCAUCUCAGGCUUCUCCUUCAGUAGAAACCAGCACGAUGAUGAUAACAGUGACGAGCACAAGCACGGUAUUCGUGACCAUGUCGACGAGUAGUGCGAUGAACUUCACGAUGGCAACGACUUCUGCGACCUCUUCCCGGAAAAGCACCUCCACGCUUUCCUUGACAACGACAAGGACCAGCACAGUUUACGUGACAGGUAACGGAACUUCUUCGACUCUGGCAUUGAGCUCUCUUGCUUUCUCCUCUCUGGCACCAGCAUUGAGCUCUCCUGCUUCUUCCUCUCUGGCACCAGCAUUGAGCUCUCCUACUUCCUCCUCCCUGGCACCGACAUUAAGCUUUGCAACUUCUCCGGUCUUAGCCACGACGUCGAGCUCCUCAACUUCUCCAGCCUCGGCCACGACAUUGAGCUCCUCAAUUCCUCCAGCCUUACCCACGACGUCGAGCACGCUGUCUCCCUCCUUGGCCCCGACAUCGAGCUCUCUUUCUGUCCCAUCCAUGAACAGUACAUCAAGCUCCCCAUCGUCUUCAUCCCUGGCCAUGACAUCAAGCUCCCCAUCCACCCAAUCCCCACCCAUCCCAUCAACCUCAACCCCGACAACUGGAUCUCCCUCCCAGAUGAGCAACGAACAAACCCAAAGUCCUAUACCAACGACAUUCAUCACCUCCCCCAUCCUGCCUACAAGCUCUGUCCCUGCGCUUGAAGCAACCGUUGGAAUCAGUGAUGGAGUAGGUGAAAGUUCCUCAGCUUCUGUGCCGGCCACGUCGGCUUCUGUUGGGGAUAUUGAACCUCCGGUUCCUCUGAACCGCAGCGUCUAG
Ramularia collo-cygni is the source of this 2349-nucleotide messenger RNA. RefSeq lists its product as uncharacterized. The transcript is spliced from 3 exons. Lineage: Eukaryota; Fungi; Ascomycota; Dothideomycetes; Mycosphaerellales; Mycosphaerellaceae. Bases 1 to 2349 code for a protein of 782 amino acids. The record is from RefSeq and is a predicted model, not a curated record.